Stylophora pistillata is the source of this 10560-nucleotide messenger RNA. RefSeq lists its product as uncharacterized. Gene Ontology annotation, cellular component: nuclear RNA-directed RNA polymerase complex; nucleus. Gene Ontology annotation, biological process: regulatory ncRNA-mediated heterochromatin formation. Gene Ontology annotation, molecular function: helicase activity; zinc ion binding. The record is from RefSeq and is a predicted model, not a curated record. NCBI's taxonomy places the organism in Eukaryota, Metazoa, Cnidaria, Anthozoa, Scleractinia, Pocilloporidae.
UUACUAAACAAGAUGAUUUUUUCUCAGAAUCUUGUGGUUUCGCAAGACUUCCCUAGAAGAUUUGAGAUAUUGGUUUCUGAGAAAUCUUACUUUGUCGAAACACUGUAUUUCUGUGAAAGAAGCUGAAGCAGGGUUAUACACUGUAUUAGACUUGGAAAGGCUGAUGCAUUACCUGCACCAUGUCCUCGAAGAAGAAAAAAUGGGCGAAAAACUUCGACAAACGUGAACGACAACGAGAAGAAUCCAAAGAAUCCGAUGCAACGUCAAAAAGAAGUGACGCGGAACAAGCCAAAUCUUCAUCAGGGACAGGUCCUCAGGUGUCUCAACCGAGCAGAGGUGCCUGUGGAACAUCUGCUGAUGAAAUACCAGAUGAUAAAACUACCCAAGACAAACAAGACCACAGAGGCCGAAUUAAAAAAAAGCAUUCGGAUGGUAGAAAGAAUAAACGUCAGAAACGACGCCAAGGUAGAGUAGAUACUGAAACUACGAUUGAAUCAAGUCAGACGGGUGCAGAGAAGAGAACAACACCCCAAGGAGCAAGGUCAGCCCCUCAAGGGGCAAGUGGAAGCUCAGUAGACAACUCACCAAUCGAGCGCAACACUCGAGAUGACAACGUUGAUAAACAAAGGAAACAAGUGUACGGAGAAUCAUCACGGGAACACGGAAAAGGUCCCACGAUUGCACCAUCAUUUGACGAGGGAAAACGUUCAGGUCAAACACAAGCGCAACAAGCAAGAACACCUUUUCCAGGAAAUAAGACUGUCCUUUCCUCGUCAGAGCAGAAAGCACAGGCACCUUUGCGAGGCGUUUUAUCAGCGAAAAAUAUUUUUAACUUGAAAAUGUUAAAAGAGAUGGAAGGUACCGAUAUCGUACAAAAAUUAAAUGAGAGUAUGCCUCACUUUAAAUAUUUCCUACGGUCGGAGGAGGAGCAGCACAACAGAGAUGAAUUCAUCUUUGAUCUUACCUGCAUAUUAGCGAGAGUAUGCCUAAAGCCAAUUAACGAGAAAGUGAUCAACAUUUUCACGGCGCUUAAAGGUUCUGUUUUUUUGAGAUCAAAGAUUCCAUGCCUGCUGGAUCGUAUUCAAGACUCAGAAAUCUUAAAUGACCAAGGAUCCCGAAGAAGACUUAUUCAAUACCUGAUCGAAAUAUUCACACAGUUUUUGAUGCCUUUGCCCAGUUCUUAUGCUGACCUGCCCUAUGAACAAUUGAAACGAGCCUUAAAUGAAACAAGCAUUGACAAAAAAGAGGAACUUGAGAAGAAGCUUGAGGUCUUUAAAGAAUUCAGAGAUAACAUCAUUAUAGCUGAGAGACAAAAGCGAGGACAACGUUACACGAACGUGAUUGGACAAAAACCGCCUAAUGAUUUCAGGGACUUGCCGAUUUGUCCAACAAACAAAGAAAUGACUUCUCAAGAGCGACCUUUCCUGCGUAAGAACAUUUCAAAGGGAAGAUAUGACGAUGUUGAACACUACCUCGAUGUACAAUUUCGGUUGCUAAGAGAGGAUUUUCUCGAGCCGUUAAGGGAAGGAAUUUAUGAGAUUACCCACAACGUCCCUAGAGGACGACGCAAUCAGUCAAUGAAAUGCUACCAAGGAGUGCGCGUUGUUGGAAAGAAUUUCACUCUCUCUGGCGUUAUUUACAAAGUUCAACUUGAGAAUUCCAAGUUUGCCAAGGCAUUAUUGGCUCACUCAAAACGGCUCAUUUUUGGUUCAUUCGUUUGCCUCUCGAAAGACAACUUCCAAACCAUGCUCUUUGCCACGGUUGCCAAUCGAGAUCCAAAGGAUGUGGAUGAAGGUAAAUUUGACAUCCGAUUCGUUGAAGGUCAAAAUGUUUUUGGUAUCGAAAAGCUUCAAGAACAGUACCAGAUGGCUGAGUCUCCUGCGUAUUUUGAGGCGUAUUAUUAUGUGCUCAAGGGACUCCAGGAACUAAACGAAAAGAGCAUGCCUUUUCCCAAAUACUUGGUUGAAUGCAGUGCCGAGGUGGACCCCCCAGAGUAUCUCAGACGCGAUAGCAACCAAGAUCCUGUAUGUUACGAUCUCAGCAAGACCCUUGCUGUAAGUGAUCCAGAAAUACUACAGAGGAUACCUGUUCUCGAACCCGAUGCUUGGCCAUCUGUUGAGGCAUUUUGUCUGAACAUUUUUCAGCUUGAGGCGUUAAAGACGGGAAUUACGACCGAAUUCUCCGUCAUUCAAGGGCCCCCUGGAACAGGGAAGACCUAUGUUGGAGCUAAGAUGGCGCAAAGUCUUCUUGAGAACCGAAACCAAUGGGACCCUGAGAAAGCAUUCCCGAUGUUAAUGGUAUGCUUUACCAAUCACGCUCUUGAUCAGUUUCUCGAAAAAGUGCUAGAAUUCAACCGGGAGAGAGGCGCGAUAAUUCGGGUCGGGGGAAGAUCCAAAAGCCAAAUUCUUGAAGGUUGCAAUUUGAAACAAUUUGUAAAAGAUAACAGAAGAAGUGACAGACGAGGCUUAAUUCAUAGGAAAAUAAAUGUUAAUUUAAAAGAUAUGGAAAAUGUCAAGGAAACGAUUACCAAAGCUGACAAAGAACUUUUGGAGUUCAGAGUUCUGGAGGACAGCAUGAACGCGCUUCAUGUAGACCAGCUUUAUGGCUCUCUAUUUCCACCAGACGCUAUAACCAAGUGUCAAAAUAUUUGUAAUACUUUCAAAUUAUGGCUGUGCAAUGAUUCCCGGUUAAAUGAUGUGAAUCAGCCUUCUAAUGGGUCAACAAAGAUUAAUCAUGCUGAUAGAGUGGAUGGAUCAAUUCUUCAAGAGAAGGAUAAAAGUGAAGGUGAAGACGUUCCUGACCAUUUUCGAGCGCCAUUUGACAUGCGUGUUACAGAUAAACCACCAAAACAGAAGGCAGGAUGUUCUCGUGAAGUUAAAAGGGAAGAAACAUCUAACAGCACUGAAGACACAACUGCUAGAGAAGAUGAAGCAACGCGAAUACAAAAUCAGAGACGCAUCGUGGGCGAAGAGGAAUUUGUGUCAGCGAUUCGACUACCCAACAGAGGAAACUGUGAAGGCGAAGAUAGCAAAGAUGAGAACGAAAAUGACGAAGGAUGGAUAGAGGUAAAAUCAAGGCAGUCAUCCAAAUCAUGGAGGAAAGAAGGUACCACAUUAAAAGGGAAAUAUCACACUGCUGAAUCUAAAAGUAGCCGUAACAUGGAGACAACCAGUGAGAGAGGUAAGAUAAAAGGAAAAGGAGCAGCCAAGACUAAUUUUGUACCAGACACGAGCAAAAUACAAGAGGAACUGCAAAAUAAAAAAGAAAUGUCGGACGAAGAAGCAAUGAAAGUGGAAAAUAUUUGGUUCUUGCCAAAAAAAGACAGACUCCGAUUGUACCUUUACUGGGCCGAAUGUUACCAUGAUCGCCACAAAAUGGAAGUCCAAAGAUAUGAACGGAAGCACGAACAGCUUUGUGCUGAAUUAGAGGGAGUGAGAGCAGAGGAGGAGGAAGAGGUCAUGCGUAAAGCAACUGUGGUUGGAAUGACAACCAGCGGUGCUGCAAGGUACCACUCCAUGCUUCAAAAAAUAGGCCCCAAAAUUGUUAUCAUCGAGGAGGCGGCAGAAGUGAUGGAGGCGCACAUCAUCACCUCUCUAUCGCGCGACACAAAUCAUGUUAUUCUUAUCGGAGACCACAAGCAGCUUCGACCGAAAGCAACCGUCUACGAACUGGCCCAGAAAUACAACCUAGAAAUUUCCUUGUUUGAAAGAAUGGUGAUGAACAGCAUGGAUUGCAAACGGUUGUGUAUCCAGCACCGCAUGCGCCCAGAGAUCGCUGCACUGACCAAACGGUUCUACGAUCAUGAGAUACUAGAUCACGAAACAGUGUGCAAAUUCGAGAAUAUAGCUGGCGUAUCGCAGAAUAUGUUCUUUGUUGAUCACUGUGAACCCGAGAGCCUAAAUGGGAAUCUGCAGAGUUUCUCUAAUCCUCACGAAGCCACCUUCUUGAAAUCCCUGUGUAAUUAUGUUCUACAGCAAGGUUACAAACCACACCAAAUUACAAUUCUAACCAUGUACAUCGGCCAGCUAUUUCUUCUUCGAGAACAAAUGCCACGAAAUCAAUUUGAAGGCAUCAAAAUGUGUGCAGUAGACAGCUUUCAAGGAGAAGAAAAUGAUAUCAUUCUUCUGUCAUUGGUGAGAAGCAAUGAAGAGGGUCGCAUUGGUUUUCUUAGUGAGCCCAACAGAAUUUGUGUUGCAUUGUCGCGAGCCCGCAAGGGAUUCUACUGCAUAGGAAACCUUAACAUGCUUAGACGCCAGAGCCAGGUGUGGCAGGGGAUAUGCCAUGAUUUGGACACAACGAAUGCAAUUGGCGAUACCCUUGAACUUACUUGCCAGAGACACAAGCAUGCGACAUUUGUAAGAGACUCAGACGAUUUUCCAAUACAUGGAGGAUGCAGGAUGACGUGUGGGGAACGGCUUGUUUGUGGCCAUGCUUGUGACAGGCCUUGCCAUCCGUCAGACGAGUAUCAUGAUGGUCAAUGUCGAAAAGUGUGUUUCAAAAGUUGCCCCAACGAACACCAGUGUAAGUACGUUUGUCAUCAUCCAAGACGAUGUCCUGAUUGUUAUCACGGUAUGACCAAAAUAGUACCCCAGUGUGGGCACGAACAGUCCAUACCAUGUAGUGUGGAUCCAGUAGCGUUUUCUUGUCUGGUGAGAUGCGAGAAAGUGCUACAAUGUGGACACAACUGCAGACAAAAAUGUGGGGAGGUAUGCACCGCUAAGUGCAAAGUUAAGUGUAACAAAACUCUCCAAUGUGGGCACAAUAAAGAGCUGGCAUGUCACCGUGAUCCGACUACUGCUGAGUGUAAUAACGAAUGCGAGAAGAUUUUGGAAUGUGGCCACCCUUGCAAAAAAAGAUGUAAAGAUGAAUGCCAGUGCAACGCGGAAAUCAUGGUUCGACUCCCGUGUGAGCAUAUGAAACGAGUUUUGUGCCACAGGAAACAUGAUUCAUACCAGUGCACUGAGAGAUGCAGGAGAACAUUGGACUGUGGUCAUGAAUGUUCUGGCAUCUGUUAUGAAGACUGUAGAAAGGAUCUAUGCAACGUAAGUGUGAUAAAAAAACUACCUUGUGGCCACCAACAAAAUGAGCCUUGCCAUGUUGACCCCAAAAGUGCAAUUUGUUACGCUCGUUGUCAAAGAACAUUGGAUUGUGGUCACAAAUGCUCGUCAAUAUGUGGCCUUAAAUGCAAAGAAGUCAAAUGUGAGGAGUUGUGCCAAACCAAGUGCGCAAGAGGUCACACAUGCCAGAAGCGGUGCCACUUUGGAAGUCCGUGUGAUGCCUGCAUGGUGGUGGUCAAUAUGUCAGUUCCCACGUGUGGACACACAGUCGAGAUGCCCUGUUACCUAGAUCCGAAGUCAAUCAGCUGUAGUAAACCAUGCCAAAGAUCAAGAAUGUGUGGACACUCUUGUUCAAGUAUUUGUAGCAAGAAAUGUGAAGCUCAGCCAUGUACAGAGCUUACGAGCAGAACGUUACCUUGCGGUCACGUGGUUGUUUUACCUUGUCACAAAAAUCCCUUGAAGCAUAAAUGUACGGAAAGAAUUGACGUUGACUUGCCUUGUGGUCACAAAAUGAACUGCGAGUGCCGUGUUGCGCAUGGAGUAGGAAAAAAACCAUUGUGCAACGAGAAAAUAGAGAAAGAACUGCCCUGUAAACACAAACUCACUCUUCCUUGUCACAAACAACCUGAUGGUUGCAAGUGCAAGAAGAAAGUAGAUGUUGAACUAUCGUGUGGACAUACAAAGUCUUUUGUUUGCUUCUCUUUGAAGAAAGAUUUGCAAAAUGUGUCUUGCGGGGUUAAAACAACACAGAAACUACCAUGUGGACACAAAACAAUUCUCCCAUGUUAUAUUAAUCCAGAGGAGUACUCCUGUCAAGAAAAAGUUCAGCUUACCCUUUCCUGUGGACAUAAGCAGCUAACGACGUGCUCGACAAAGGAUGAAUGUAACGAAAUGGUUACUAUAAAAUUGCCUUGUGAUCAUGAAAAGCAGAUGAGGUGCUCUGAACGACAAAACGGAAACCUCUGUGAUGCUCUAAGUGAUCACUCUCUUCUCUGUGAGGAGGAGGUUCAACUUACCCUUUCCUGUGGACACAAGAUACUCAUAACAUGCUCUGAUAUGAGAAAUGGAUUAAAAAAGGAUGAAUGUAACGAAAAGAUUUCUAUAAAAUUGCCUUGUGGCCAUGAAAAAAAGGUGAAGUGUUCUGAAAGAAAAGAAGCAAACAUUUUCUGUAAUGCUCCUUGUGAACGCUUUCUUCCGUGUGAACACCGCUGUCAGAAGAAAUGUGGUGAUGAUUGUGCUUCUUCCAAAUGUGCUGAGGAAGUUCAGAAGGAUCUGUCCUGUGGAUUCCAUAAAGUAAGUUGCCUCUGCUCUGAGAAUGUGUCCCAAGUCGUUUGUACAAACAGGUGCCAGCGGAAGUUACCCUGUGGUCACGUAUGUCCUGGAAAAUGUUCAGAGAAAUGUAGUCAAUACAAAUGCCGCAAGAAAGUGUCUAAACAGCUCAACUGCGCAGGAGGUCACUCUCUCCAAAUGAAGUGCAGUGAUGAUCCAAACGAUGUCAAAUGCGAGGAGAAAUGCAAUAGAAAACUUGGUUGUGGUCAUCUAUGUCCGGGCCUUUGUAGCCAGGAGUGUAAAAAUAUGAGAUGUGUGCAGAGAAUAGAAGAUAAACUUCCCUGUGGUCACAAAUUGGAAAAUUUUCGAUGUUUUCAGCGAAAAACCGCCUCUUGCACUGCUCCUUGUCAGCGACAGAAGACUUCAUGCAAACAUCCCUGUAAAGGAGUUUGUGGAAAAGAUUGCUCUAAUUAUCCUUGUAAUGAGGUUGUGAAGAAAAUCCUGUCGUGUGGUCAUAACAUCGAGAUGCUUUGCAGGCACUCUAUCGAUGAAGUGCAAUGCCCAGCUGAAUGUAAAGCACCGUUGCCAUGUGAUCACUUUUGUUCUGGAACAUGUCACGAUUGUCAGGAGAGAGGUUCACAUGAAUUUUGCGAACAUCAAUGCGGGCGAUUACUGAUUUGUUUACACCGUUGCAAAGCCGUGUGUGGCGAACCUUGCCCUCCCUGUGACAAGAAUUGUGCAAGAAGUUGUCCUCAUGGAAAAUGUAAAAAUCGUUGCUCACAGCUUUGUGAUUCCUGCACUGAACCGUGCACAUGGAAUUGUCCACAUUAUCAGUGCAAGAAUCUUUGCGGAGAGGAAUGCGACCGCCCUCCAUGUAAUGCUCCUUGUCCCAAGAAGCUCCCCUGUCAGCACCCAUGUAUUGGGUUGUGUGGAGAAAACUGUCCAACGCUGUGUGCCAUAUGUAAUGCCAAAAAGCUCUCCUCCACAUUGGCUGCUGGAGGUCCUGCCAAAACAGAAGGCACGAGGUGUCUUCAACUUUUUGACUGUGGUCACAUCAUAAGUGUUGAAGAGAUGGAUAGGUGGAUGAUGCGUACAUUGGUUGACGAUGUACAACUUCUACAGUGCCCCAGGUGCUCAAGGUCGAUAACAUUCAGUUAUCGUUACGGCAAGAUUAUCAGAAGGACACUGAAAAACCUUGAAAACGUCAAGACACAAAUACAACAACUUGAAGCAGAGCUUAACAAGGCCGUUAUUUACCUAUCAAAGGACAUCGGUGCAACUCAGAAGUAUGAUGUGAAGCACAGAAAGAAGUUUGGACAGACAGAUCUUGCCUUUGCACGAUCUAUCCCAUGGAAGUGGAAUCCUUUCAAUCUGCCGCAUAGAAAUCGGACUAUUGUUUUCAAAUUUACGUUUAAAAAUCAUUUAACGAUCCUUCAACAGGUGAAGAAGACAGAAAACGUCCUGGAAAACAUCAAUGCAUGCCGAGAGGUAAGCGAACCAUCGAAUGCAAUCAAGGAUGCCUUGAAAAAUAUUAAAGAAGAUCUCAAAAACCCAGAGCUUGAUCUGCAAAUGUUAAGUCAGAUUCACGAGCAGACGAAAAAGUUCUUCUUAUACUCUCAAGCUUUACACGUCCAGGUCAUUACUUUGAUGCAUCGGAUUUCCUUAUCAAGCAAUGGUGUAGCUCGACUGAGGCUGGCACACGUUCGGUUUACGAAAUUUCUCCAAGGACACGAUGACACUCUAGAUAUUGAAUGGCUGGAAACAAUCGUCAAUUUGCUAAGAACAGAAGUGAAACUUGCUCCACUGCCGAAAGAAGCCCAAGACUUCGCAAAUUUUCCUGGUUACCAAAGAGGUGUGUGGAAAUUAUGUGAGAAAGGCCACUCAUUCUACAUCGGAAAAAGCAUCCCGGUUGAUAGCGAGGGCUGCAAGUUGUGUGCGCUUGAGGAAAACGACUAAGCACUCCGAGUACGCUUAUUUUCCAACUGGUUGGUACAGGUGUACGAUUUUAGCAGAAGCCAUUUCUGAAGGUCAUGGAAGUGGUCGGCGACUAUUUUGGACACCAUAAUCUACCGGAAAGUGCCAAAUGCAAUAUGCAAAACAUACGGCAAAAUACAAAAGUAAACUACUAUGGACUCUGCGAGAAUACAUAUGGAAAACCUAUUAAGUGAAGCAAGUUGAAUGAUGAACACUUUUCCCUUUUAAAGAAAAGAGUGAAAAGAACAUUGGCGCGGAUAGACCACGUCAGAAAGAAACAUUAGAACCAACUUUAGAAAACGACCUUAAGCCACACGGAAUGAAAUAAGGAUUGGUAAGAAGGUUUAUCCUCACAUUUUAGCAAAACAAAUGUAUCGUGAUCAUUUUUUUUUAAACGGGAUUGAAUGGUCGAUGAACAAGAUUUGAAUAUCCUUUUAUUCGCCGUGAUACUCAUUUUCACUGAAAUACAUUUAGACGUAUUUGAUACAAAACAGUGUUUUGAACUGAUUUCAAAACCAAUCAAAGAUGGUACACAAAACUAAUCGUACAUGUUAUAUCGAAUUUUUCUUGGGAUAACUCGACUGAAUUACAUUUUUUAAACAUGAAAAAUGAACGGCCAAACAGCCUGCUGCAGAAGAUCGACAAGAUUGUACAUAGUUUCUUUCAGAGAAAGUUACUUAUUUGAGGCGUUUUCUUGAUUAUGCAGUUUCAUACAUGAAGCGAUAAACAGUUCUCCGAAAGGGAUUCAUGUGAUGUUCAUCUUUUUGAGCUGAGUUUUCUAUUAGGCAAUCACUUUUUUCUUGCACCAAAAAGGGUUCCUUUAUGUAAGAGAGUUGUACACUAUUUAUAUCAACACGACUUAUGUUUCAUAAGUGUUUUCAAGUGGCAGUCAACCGCAAAAAAGGAACAAAAGAAACUUCACAUCUAAGUUACCAAAUGUCAUGAGAGAUUUGGCAUUACUAACUAAUCGCAGUAAAAAUUUUGCGAUUUUGACGAUCGACAGUUAAUGUUUUGGUCAUUUGACAUAUGGCCAUCAACCUAAUCGAAACCGUCCAAGAUGCUCUAGAGUUUAUAUAACAGAAAGUAGGUUCGACCAGCCGAGCUUUUCUCCGUUAAUAGGUUAACUAAUCUAUGAAUGCUUACACAUGGAAGUUCCCAUGCAUCAUGAAUGUUUAUUACAUCAUGAUGUUGGAUGGCAACACGGUACGAACAUAUAAUUAAUUCAAUUUAACCUUGAAUUUGACACCUUCGACAAGUAAGGAGUUACAUUUCACUAAUUCGGUUCAUUUUGCAAAUGGCAAAGUGAGGAGAAGAUGACAACAGCCAAGGAUUUCACAAAUUACGGAGACCACUGUAGGUUUUAAUAUCUUCUCAUAGUUGAAGACAGCCGUGUUUACAUGUGAGCAUGCACAAAAUAAGCAGUCUCUCUCUUUUCGGUUAAUAAAAAAUCGAUUUCUUUCAAAUUUUGCACAUGAAUCUGUUUUAGUCUAAAAGUAAUCGAAACCACCUUGGCUUUUCGAAAUAUUGUCAAGUAAUGUUUUUCCUGAGCGAAAAUCGCCUCAGCGCUUAAAGCCCCGUUUUUAACAGCGCCGAUUUUAUAUUAAGAUGGAUCCUUUGUGAGAACAAAUCACAUAAGUUUUGCUUUUUCAACGGUUUUUUUAACACUGAAAUAAUUUUUUAGUUUGGCAUCUACCUUACUUUUGCCGCCAUGACCGAAAGUAUAUGCAACUUUUAAUCUCAACUCGGCGCAAAAUUCCGACUAAUACACCAUGAUAGUUUUAUUGAGAUUAACUAAAAUAGGGUAGAGGAAUAUGGAAAUAUAAAAAUAUGUGGUGGUUUCGGCGAACUUCUAGUACGACAGUUAACGCAGUGUGCACAUUUUCGAAAAUUCUAUCUAACAAUGCACAAAAAGCGGAAUCAAAUAAUUACGAAAUAUACGUCUACAACCUAUUUUUGACGCCUGAACUGAACACUUUGAAGCUUUCUCGUGUUAGAUGAUAUCCACACUCAUUUACUUAUACUACAGCCGAAAGCUGACUCUUCGCUCUAGGCGACCUAUCGUUUAGUUUAUCACUCAGUGAUUGAAGCUAGGAUAGUUAUAAAAUAGCCAUGUUAAUUCAAAAUAUUUCUAUUUCUAAGUACUAUCAAUUUAGAAAGUGUGCACUUGAAAACAGAUUUCGCACAUAUUAGUUUUAGCGUGCAAUUCUAUAGGAAAAUUAGUUUCUUGACGAGGGAAUUCUACAUUAAAUUGCACGCGAAA